GAAGGCAGAGAGAGGCACACGGUGAGCAGAAGCUGUCGUCUUCUUCCUCCGACAAACUCUUUGCCGCCGGCGUGCGGGGAAGCUGCGGUGGGCCGGUAAGAACCUACGCCCGCCACCUGUUCGGCCAAAUGUCUCACCGGCGCAAGACCACAAAGGCAUCGCCUUCGAGCACCGGAGACCACCUCAGCGCCCUCCCGGAUUCCGUGCUGCAGCACGCGCUUGGCUUGCUUGAGGCGCGGGAAGCCGUGCGGACGUGCGUGCUCGCCCGGCGCUGGCGCCACGUCUGGAGGCUCAUCCCUCGCCUGCGCAUCACCGACGUCGACGCGUUUUGGAGUGUCGAGAAGCUGAACGAGUUUGUGGACCAGCUGCUUCUGCCCCGCGACCGCGGCUCCGCACUGGACGAGUGCGAGUUUGAUCUCCGCGGGUUCUUGCGGCUGGAGGACGCACGAAUUGACCGCUGGAUCCGCCGUGUUUUGAAGUGCCAUACCCGGUUGCUGCAAGUCCAGCUCUACACUAAUCUACCAGCCACUGCAGAGCCAUUUCAAUCGUUCGUCAAACUGGCCAACCGACCUCUCUUCUCCCGGCACCUGUGGCGAUUAGAGCUCAAUGGCCUCUGCUUGGAAGGUGGCUUGCUUGAUUUUUCGAGCUGCUCGGUGUUGAAAGAUCUGAAGAUCACUAAUGGUGUCGUCUCUACUGAUCAGAUCCUGUCCCAAUCCUUGAAACAACUUACCAUCAUUGGUUGUGAGCUUUGUUGGCAAUUCCACCCAACUCUUAUAUCUGCUCCAAGUCUUAUUUCACUGCAGCUAGAUGAUUAUGUCGGUGUGACUCCAGUCCUUGAAAGCAUGCCAUUGCUAGAAACUGCAACUGUGAAUCUUGGCCAUCAAAAUGAGCAAUAUUGUGAUUUCUGUGAUAAAGGUGGCUUUGGAGAUUGUGAAUGUGGGAUGUGUUAUAUGUAUCCAGACAAUGAUUGUACACCCGACGUCUCUGUGCAUCUUAUGGGUCUGUCUAGUGCUACAUGCUUGGAAUUGAUAGCUUCCUCUCAAAUGGUUACGUUCAGAAGGGAUCUUCGAUACUGUCCUGCAUUCAGUAAGCUAAAAUCUUUGUUACUCAGUGACUGGUGUUUAGUUGCUGACUUCCAAACACUACUGUACUUUCUCCAUUACACACCACUUCUAGAGAAACUCACUCUUCAAGUCUGUCAGAAACCCAAAUCCAAUAUGGAAUUAGAAGGCAGUGACUUUUUGGAACAAUCCCUUGCGCUGAAGUACCUUAAGACAGUGGAAGUUAAAUGUCAAAUGAUUGAUGAGCAGAUUCAUAAUAUUUUGAAGAUCUUGAGCUUCAGCAGCAAAUCCCUGGAGAAAAUUAAUGUCCAAAAGCUGUAGUUUCAGUUUUGAGGGAAUAUAGCAGGACUCAUUUCUUGAGCGAAGACUGAUUUUUCGGAAGAAAUAUAGCUUUUUCAGCUGCCGCUGCUAGCUGCUCCCUUGCAUCAUAUGUGUGCGCAUGAGGCCUAAGUCAGAGUGCGGCCAGGCCUCGAGCCAGAUGUAGGGAAGUUGUUUGUAAUCUGAAUUUGAAUACAUGGGAUGCGUGUGUAGUCUAUAUGUUCAUUUUUGUUGGAAGGGUCUAUACGUUAAAUCUUUGUUUGUAGACGAUUGGUACCAUCACAAGAUCAUGCGACAAUUGC
Messenger RNA from Triticum dicoccoides, 1681 nucleotides. Its product is annotated as MEIOTIC F-BOX protein MOF-like. NCBI's taxonomy places the organism in Eukaryota, Viridiplantae, Streptophyta, Magnoliopsida, Poales, Poaceae. The transcript is spliced from 5 exons. The coding region runs from base 129 to 1382 and encodes 417 amino acids. Gene Ontology annotation, molecular function: protein binding. The record is from RefSeq and is a predicted model, not a curated record.